Messenger RNA from Cordyceps militaris CM01, 3855 nucleotides. Its product is annotated as multidrug resistance protein. Gene Ontology annotation, cellular component: membrane. Gene Ontology annotation, molecular function: ATP hydrolysis activity; ABC-type transporter activity; ATP binding. Lineage: Eukaryota; Fungi; Ascomycota; Sordariomycetes; Hypocreales; Cordycipitaceae. The transcript has 3 exons. The record is from RefSeq and is a predicted model, not a curated record. The coding region runs from base 1 to 3855 and encodes 1284 amino acids. Gene Ontology annotation, biological process: transmembrane transport.
AUGAGUAGCGGGAAUAACAAGCAAUCGCCCUCGUCAGCCGGGGGCGAGGACACCGCUGCUAUUGCUCCGCCUGCGCAAUCGGGACUCUCCAUAGCAGCCGCAGUCGCACCGGCGUUUGAAGCUCACGUCGCUGUUGAGCAUGCAGCUCUGGGGCAGCAACUCCAUUUCGACGAGAGUCAUGUUUCUUUCCUUGGCAUUUACCGAUUUGCCGACACCGUCGAUGUACUUGUCGUCACCAUCAGUGCUCUGUGCGCAGUCAUUGCCGGCGCCCUCAUCCCCAUCACUCCGAUCAUCAGCUCACGCAUUAUCAAAGCUUUUUCGAAAGCCGAAGGACAUGAUCAGGAUGCCGAGACCCUCCUCAACCGGUACACGUUGUACUACGCCUACAUUGUCCUGGUCGCAUUGGUGACGUGGUUCAUUGCCACGGCUGGCUUCAACUACACUGGCGCGCGCAUCGCCCGUCGAAUCAAAAUCCGGUUCUUUGCAGCCACAUUGAAACAAAACAUGGCUAUUUUCGACGACAAUGGCAUUGGCGGCAUUCUCUCCCAGCUUACGGAUGAUGCCAAUGCGGUGCAGAAUGCCAUCUCCUCCAAGCUCUCCCAAACAAUCGCCGCAUUGGGCACACUGGUCGCUACUGUGGCCGUCUGCUUUGCCGUUGAUGCCAUCUUGAUGCUGGAGCUAAUUUGGUCACUCUUCGUCGGCUAUGUCGUGCUGUAUCUCGGUGGCGUCCUCACAGUGCGGUACAGCACGCGCAGUAUUGAAGCUUCUUCCUCUGGCUCUGGCGUCAUCGAGGAGGCCUUUAGUUCUAUCAAAACGACAACGUCGCUGGGAAUUCAAAAAUAUGUGCACGACACAUAUAUGAACUUUUUGAAGCAGUCAGCCAAAUAUGGUUUCUUUAUCACCACCAUCAAUGGUAUUUUGAUCGCCAUUUGUGUUACCACUGGUUAUGUGAAUGUGGCAUUGGCCUUUUGGCAAGGCGCACGUCGCAUCACAGAAGGGAGCUCUAGUUUCACAGCAGUCGUGACGAUUGCCAUGGUCUCCAAGGCCGCUGCCUUUUGCGUUCUUGGAGUCGGUGCAAAUGUGGAAGCGUUUUCUUUGGCUGUCGCCGGCGCUCGCCGCCUCACCCGCAUGAUCAAGCGGAUCUCACCCAUCGAUUCCUCCUCCGACCAGGGUCUUGCUCCGAAUAACUUCAGUCCCGUCAUCGAGCUGCACAACUUACGGCACAUAUAUCCGUGCCGCCCAGCCACCACGGUGCUUGACAAUGUCAACAUUAAAUUCCCAGCAGGAAAGACGACAGCCUUGGUUGGGCACUCUGGUUCUGGCAAGAGCUCCAUCGCACAUUUACUUCUACGAUUUUACGACCCGCUUUCUGGAUCAAUUGUACUCGAUGGCAGAAAUUUGACCGACUACAAUAUUGGUUGGCUGAGACAGCAAAUGGCUGUUGUGAAGCAGGAGCCUUUCAUGUUCAACAAGUCUGUAUUCGAAAAUAUCGAGUUGGGAUUCACUGGUAACCGAGGUCGUCAUCUAUCACCACCCGAGAGACGAAAGGCUGUCGAGCAAGCCGCGAGAGUCGCACAGGCCAGCGAGUUCAUCGACAAGCUACCUCAGGGCUAUGAUACCAUUGUCGGAUCUCGUGGAUCCAGGCUGUCCGGGGGUCAGCUUCAACGUAUUGCCAUUGCCCGAGCACUAGUCAAUACCCCGCGCAUUCUCAUUCUAGAUGAGGCCACCUCAGCACUGGACAGUGAAACCGAGGCCAGAUUGCUCGCUACUAUGGCCGAGAGUGACAGGCAGCAAACCACUAUCGUCAUUGCUCAUCGUCUGUCCACAAUCCGUCACGCCGACAACAUUAUUGUGCUCGAUGCUGGACGAGUCGUGGAAAGCGGCAAGCACGAUGACCUCAUGGCAGCCGAAUCGCACUACUUCCGCCUAGUCAAAGCACAGGAUCAAGACCACGAUAAGCAGGAUCCUUUUGACGACGCCUACGAGUAUCGACCUUCAACAGACGGAGUGGCAGAACAGGGCAUUGAACACGCGCCAGAGGUCUUAGGUCCCGAGGGUGACCGUUCUGCCACGUCUACUUCGAUCUGGUCAAUGAUUCUGUUCAUGAUUAGAUUGAGCAAACGCCAAAGUCAUUGGAUGAUUAUUGGGCUUCUUGGAAGCAUCAUUGCUGGAGGAGAAGAAGCCGUAUCUGCCGUGCUCUUCGGAAAGGUCAUCACCGCUCUUGCCCGCCCUCUUGACGAAGCAGACAACAUUCGCUCCGAUGCUGCGUUUUAUGCCUGGAUGUUCCUUUUGCUGGCUCUCAUCAUGCUGAUCAGCAAUGUGGCGGAAGGAGUCGCGUUUGCGAUCGUAGCCCAGCACCUCUCCAACCGGGUCCGGGACUUGACGCUAGACCAUUACCUGAAGAUGGAUAUUUCCUUCUUCGACAAGGAAGAAAACUCUUUUGGUGCGAUUUCCGGAUUUUUGUCUGGCUCAGCAGGCGACAUUACCGGGCUCAGUGGCAGCGCCCUAGGCAUCAUCUUGAUCUGCUUCUCAACUGUGGUUUCUGGUAUUGUCAUUUCGUUUGCGCUAGGGUGGAAGCUUGCUCUCGUUUGCUUCGCGGUUAUGCCGCUGAUGGUGGGUGGUGGCUAUUUUGGUGUUUUGCUCGUCGCAGACUUUGAAGAGAUGAACGAGACGUUUGCCCACCAGGCUGCCGAGUUUGCUGGCGAGACCUUGGCAGGCAUUCAGACCAUCGCUGCCCUCACGCGCGAGGAGGAAAGCCUGCAUAUCUUUCAGGACAUCCUCGGAGCGAAUGAGUCCAAGGCUUUCAUCUCUAAUCUUAAGGUGUCAUUUCUUUACGCGCUCACUCAGACUGCGUACUAUGCCUGCAUGGCAGUCAGCUUCUGGUAUGGCGGGCGGCUCAUCCUGCGUGGCGAGUACACCCUAUUUCAGGCCAUUACCAUUCAGUCGGCGAUGCUUCUUAGCGCCUUCUCGGCCGGUCUUGUCUUUGCCUGGACUCCAAACAUCGGCAAAGCCAAGCAGGCAGCUGCAUCACUUCAGCGUCUGUUGGCGCAAAAGUCUGAGAUAGACCCUUCGUCGGUUGCCGGUACAGAUCCAGGCGCCAUAGAGGGCCAUGUUCAAUUCAGCUCGGUGAGCUUUGCUUACCCGUCACGGCCUGACAACCUUGCGCUGGAUAACGUGAGCUUUACCAUUCCGGCCGGCGCCAACAUUGCCUUUGUUGGCACGACUGGGUCUGGCAAGAGCACUAUUGUGUCUCUCAUUGAGCGAUUCUACGAUCCCCUGAAAGGUUCCAUCCUGGUGGACUCGAAGCCAGUCACCUCACUCCAGCUUUCAAAGUACCGCAGUUGCAUCGGCCUUGUCAGUCAAGUACCGAAUCUGUACCGCGGAACGAUCCGAGACAAUUUGGUUCUCGGCAUAGACGAUGAUGCCAAGGUUUCAGACGAAGAAAUCAAGCAGGCUUGCGAAGAAGCAUUCAUCUACGAAUUCAUCAGCAGUCUACCCGACGGUCUCAAUACCGAGGUGGGCAGCAAGGGUGUGCAGCUUAGCAUAGGACAGAAGCAGCGAAUCGUGCUGGCCCGAACGCUGUUGCGCAAGCCCACAAUUCUCCUGUUGGACGAGGCAACGUCGGCACUUGAUUCGCAGUCGGAAUCCAUCAUCCAGGAAGCCCUGGAGAAGAUGAAGCGAGCCAGGACCACGAUUACGAUUGCGCACCGGCUCAGCACAAUUGUCAAGGCGGAUAAGAUCUAUGUACUGAGUGAUGGACGAAUUGUCGAGUCUGGCACGCAUGCGCAGCUCAUGGCGCGCAAGGCCGACUAUUAUCGACUCUAUGUGGCGAGCAAGAGCGGGCAGGCUCUUUAG